Portunus trituberculatus (swimming crab) is the source of this 7118-nucleotide messenger RNA. RefSeq lists its product as uncharacterized. Gene Ontology annotation, cellular component: nucleus. Gene Ontology annotation, biological process: base-excision repair, AP site formation. Lineage: Eukaryota; Metazoa; Arthropoda; Malacostraca; Decapoda; Portunidae. The record is from RefSeq and is a predicted model, not a curated record. The transcript is spliced from 11 exons. The coding region runs from base 510 to 4406 and encodes 1298 amino acids. Gene Ontology annotation, molecular function: DNA binding; mismatch base pair DNA N-glycosylase activity.
UGGUUCAGAGUAGGUUUGGCAUGGUGGCAAGACCUCUUCACAGUCUCAUUUCAACGCUGUGAGAGAGAGGAGCUGUGUUGCGUGUCUGUGUACCAGCAAGGAGGGUGUUGAGGAGCCCCUACACCCAGCUACACCCCGGAAAACACCCUGCAACACCUUAUAAACACGAUAAAACAAGGGGCGGAAACUCUCUAUGGGAAGAAAUAUGAUGUUUACCUGUGUACCAGCCCAGGUGACAUGAAUCUGCCUGACCCACGUGACUUGAAGUGUACUUUAUAAGUGUAUAAGUGUACUGAAGGCAAGGAGGGUAUAAGUGCACGUGGAUAGAACUGCAGUGGUGUGGUGUGUGUAGUUUUCAUAAGUGUGACAGCCAUGGCGUGCGAGUUUUACUUAUAUAAGUGAGAGGAAAGAAAACUCUCAAAGAUGGAACGAGAUUAGCGACCUCACAACACACCAAUUGGUGGGCUCCCUCACCACCUGCCAAGGCGACUCGCUAAGGGACGCUGAGGAUGAUGAUGGUUGUGGCGCGCGAGGGAGCCAGCAGCAUGGACGUCCUGGAGGGGAGGCAGGAACCUUCCAGCCCUGACCACGCAGAACCACAACCCCACCUCAAUAUGUCUUGUCCCUCCACACCCACCAGGGGCGGUGGUGUAAGCCCCAGCGAAGGGCCAACCCCCCCCCCCCAGCCGCCGCCCCCCCAGCAAGGCACCCCACAAUCCUCUGAAGGGUACUGGAAUAUGCAUCUCGAGGUUUUAAGCAAGCUAAAAGGAGAGGUGAAGGAUUGGUACGAGGGUGAGAGCCUUGACGCGGGGAUAGGACAAGCCAGCUCCAUCAAACAAGAGCAGGAUUAUGGUCCAUACUCCCACCUCCACCAGCACCAUCCAAUGACUCCUGAUUCUAUGCACGGGGCCUCCCUCAACGGACCACUGGGGGGCCCUCACAGCAGCCCUCACAUGGGGUACCCUUUACAGCAGUCACAGCAGCAGCAUCAACAGCAACAUUACCAGUACCCUGGGAUGGGGGACCUACCGCCAAUGUCCCCGGGUUACCAAGGACAUCCCCGGCACCCACAGCAGCAUCUUGGGCAACAGCAUAUGGGUCAGCACAUGGGGCAGUACACAGACCAGCAGCAGUAUGGGCAGUAUGGGCAGAUGGCACACAUGGGUCAGGGUAUGCAGGGCCACCCGGGACAUGACGGACCAACAGGAAGAGAAGGCGAUCCAUACAGCUUUGUUGACGAGUACUCCGGGCCUCCGCCUCGCCCAGUGGAGGAGGUGCUGGGGACGUCACAACCGAAAAGAAGAGGCAGGAAACCCAAGCAUAUCAAGCUCAUGGAGAACGGCGGCGAUCCUCUAGCCAUCGCCGCGGCCCAGGCAGCUCACGAGGCGAAGAAAAGGAAGUGGAAACAGCUCGGGCCAGACGGAAAGCCAAUCUUAGCCCCAAUCAAGCAGAGGAAGAAAGUCGACAGGUUUGACGGGAUCUCUGAAGACGAGGUGACGAAAAGGACACUCCCAGAUCACUUGGGGCCAAAUUUGGACAUAGUCAUUAUUUCUAAAUUCCCAUUCCAGAUCGGUAUAAAUCCAGGUUUGUUUGCUGCUUACAAGGGACACCACUAUGCUGGUCCUGGGAACCAUUUCUCGAGUGAGAAGGCAGGCGGGGACAGGCCGAACAAGCACAGAAGCAACCACACCGACGUGGCUUCUCUUGCUACAGGGAAGUGUCUAUACCUCUCCGGACUUAUCCCCGAGCCUCUCACCUCAGAGGACGACUUCAGGCUACUAGAACACGGCAUUGGAUUCACCAACAUCGUGGCUAGGACUACCAGGGGUUCGGCUGACCUCACGCGGAAGGAGAUCAAAGAGGGGGGACAGAUAUUGCUCACCAAAUUACAGCAGUUCCAACCAAGAAUUGCGGUGUUCAACGGAAAGGGAAUCUACGAAAUUUUCUCCGGCAAGAAGGAGUUUACUUUCGGCAGACAACCUGAGAAGAUCGAAGGCACGCGCACGCACGUGUGGGUGAUGCCGUCGUCGUCGGCCCGCUGCGCCCAGCUGCCGCGGGCGCUGGACAAGGUGCCGUUCUACACAGCGCUGCGGAAGUUCCGUGACUUCCUGAAAGGCACGCUGAAGGAGCUGAACGAGGAGGAGAUCACUUUCAUCAACGCCAAGGUCAAGAACCUCAAGAUGGAGGCGGCGGACAAGAUGGAGCUUGGGUGCGAGGCGCGGUGCGAGGGCCAGCCCGCCACGGAGCUGUGCCGCGGCCCAGAGCACCCACUUGGCUCGCCUCCCGGGAGCGAGGAGGACCGGCUGGUGAUCAAGGAGGAGCUGGAGCUGCCCACCAAACUGGAUGGUGACCUGGAGGAGGAGGAGCUGACCAAGGACAUCCCACGCACGCUGUUCAACCUGAACGGCAUGACGAGGGAACAGUUGGACUGCAUGGAGUGCCCCACCAUCCCCAUCAGGAAGAAACGUGGCCGCCCCAAGAAAACUCCGGACGACCCCAACGCCCCGCCCCGGCCCCGUCCCCGGCCCAUCAGCACCGACCCACUCAUGUUCAACGGCGAGCAACCCAUCAAGAAGAAGCGGGGCCGCCCCAAGAAGGUGCUGGAGGACGGCUCCAUCCCUGCCCCGAAACGCCCCGGCCGCAAACCCAAGGCCCUCAAGGAGAUGCUGGCCCAGCAGGCCCCGCCCCAGCACCUGCACCACCCACAGCUGGGCCAGCACCCCCAGCUGGGCCAGCAGCAGCCCCCAGUGGGCCUGGCGCACAUCAACGGAAUGAUGUCCCCUGCGGGCUACAGCCCCACCCCUGGUGCUCAGACCUUCUCCCCCCAGUACGGGGGCCACACCCCCGUCCAUGGGGGGGGCAGCCUCACCCCCACCCAGACCCCCGGCCACACCCCGGCCCUGGUGCCCCGGGGACCAACGCCCCAACAGUUUGGCCAGAGCCCCGGCUACUCCCCUGGCCCCGUGGUGAACCAGCAGCUGCCGCCCCGGGGCCUGUAUCCCCCGCCGGUGGGCGAGGCGGGGGGCGGAGACCUCAAGGUGGACGAUGAGCACCACUUGGGGCUGUCCUCACCCCCGGCGUCGCCCCUCAUGGCCCAGCCAGACUUUGAGCCCCCCAGUAGCAUGCCGGAGGGUGACCUGUCCUUGGGGGCCUCUGACACGGCUAGCAGCGGCGCGGCCCUCACCCCCGCCCACCGGGAGGAGGGCAAGACGCCCCUGCCCCUGGCCAGCAGGGAGCAGCCCCCCCAGCACACCCCCACCAUGCCCGGCCAGUUCUCCAACCCCACCACCCCCGGGGACGGCACCUCCUACCAGAACUACCCCUCGUACUCCUCCAACCCCUCCACCACCUCCCACUCCCCCUCCAUGGUGAAGCCCGCGCCGCUGCACCCCGGCCAGUCCCCCACGUUGGGCGGCAAGACGGACGUGGCCUCCAAGAGCCUGUCCGGUCUGGAGUCGCUGGUGGACCAGAUCCCCAGCCUGGCGGAGCACGAGACCAGCAGCCAGCACUCCGCCCACUCCAACUCCGCCCCCUGCUCCAACCCCACCACUCCCGGACCCGCCGUGCCCCCCGCCCCCUUCAGCCCCGGCCACGUUCCGCCCACCUCCUCCUACCAGAGCUACUCCGGGGGCGGCGGGUCGGGGGGGGCGUACCCUGCCUCGCACUACGGGUCGCCCCAGCCCGGCCACCCGUACUCCCCGCACUACAGCUCCAACAGUACAAACCUGAGUACAAAUUUCAGCGUGAGCUCCCUGGCCAACAGCAGUCUCAGCACCACCAUGUCGUACAGCAGCGCCGGCGCCUACGACCUUGGCUCCCCCCAGCAGCAGGCAUCCUCCUCCUCCUUCAGCGUCUCCUCCCUCACCAGCUCCGCCCCGGCACCCUCCCCCUCCAUGUACAGCCAGUCCUACUCCCCCGCCCCGCCCGCCGCCGCCCCGCCCUCGCACUCCUCCUACCCGGACAUCAUGAGCUCCUCCAUGCUGGCCCACACCCCGCCAAUGGGCUCCUCCUUCAUGGGGUCACCCAGCCUCAUGUCCUCCCCGACCCCCAUGAGCUCAAGUAUGGGAGGGUCAUCGAUGGGUGCUAUGGGGGCCCUACAUUCCUCUAUGGGCAUGACUGGGUCGCAACUACCCUACCCAUACUCUCAGUACAGUGACACCUCCCCUGGCUAUCCCCCGCCCAGCCACUCCACCUUCCCCUACCCCCAACCGCCCCUGGGUUCCACGUCCCCUCCCCACGCUUCCCUUACCCCUACGGCAACUCCCCCUACACGCAGGGGUACUCCCAGAAUGCAAUGCUGGAGAGAAUUAAACAGACAAGCAUGGGCAUGGGGUUCGGAGGGUUCUGAGGCGGUGGGCGGACGACGGACGGACAGACAGACGGUGGUAGGAGUAGUACAGUACUAGACUACCGCGUGGUGUAGUGUACUAAUGAAGCCAUGUCACGGAGGCGGCGUACGUGCGUGUGUGUGUGUCUCUCCCGCACAUCGCUGCCAUGCUCACUGUUCUUUAUCUGUCGGCUCCCUCCUUGUGUUGGCUUUUUUUAUAUUUGUUACCCCCGCCCCGCCCCGCCCCCCAUCAGAGCACCAGCCGGGACCCCGUUCCGUGCCCCAGCUGCCCCGUGAAGUGACGCGUGUGUGGGGCCGCGGCUAUAGGAGUGUUUGCCAUUUUCGACAGGGUAACCUUAUUGCUAAGUGUACAUUGUUUGUGAGGCACCAUGCACUCCCUCCCUCCACCACACCCCACACCACGCCCCGCCCCGCCCCGCCCCGCACCCCAUGGCCGUGAUCUCAAGGCCAAGCCAAGCCAAGCCCCGCCAUGGGCCGCCCCGCCCCGCCCCGCUGCCCAGAACCGGGGAAAACGCACUCUUACAAAAUAUCCCGGUGAACUGCUAAUGACAAACUGGUGUGCUGUGCGUACGUGUGGGCGGGGCCGGGGCGGGGCGGGGGCUGGGCGGGGCCGGGUGGCGAGUCUAGGUAUUUAGUGACGCGACGCAGCAGCAGCAGCAGGAGAAACGGCCGCGGUGUGACAGUGGCGGGCUGCCGUUGAGUGUUUGUUGUGAUGAGUGUUAAUGGUGACGCAGGAGACGUGAAGAUGCGAGAUGCAGAGUUCCUUCCAGAAGAUAAUGUGAACUUGUAGUAUUAAGGCGACGACGAUGUGGGAAAGCCCUUUUUUGUAGCGAGAGUCGGAGGCGCAGAUAGAUACUCUUCAAAAAGGUGCAAUAUAAUAUGACAGCCUGCCGACUUCUCCAGCACUUUACAAUCCACAUAUUACUACACCACACUUGUUUACCCCAACCACCUCCCCCACUAUCUGUACACCUCCACACCCUCCACCACCUCCUCCCCACCACCUUGCCUCCCCAAACACUCAAAAAAACAACCCCAUAACUCUUAAUCAGUGGAAAAAGAUGACAAAUUUUUGAUAUUAGAAUUGUUUUGUCUAAUCCUCCUAACCACACCACCCCCACUAUCUGUACACUCCCCAUCCACCUCCACAACCUUCUCCCCACCACCUUGCCUCCCCUGACACUCAAAUAACACCCCUAAAUUAAUGGAAACAAUGGAAUUUUUAAGAUUAUUGCAGUUAUUUCCUCAAUACCACCACCUCCUCCUCCUCCUCCUCCUCCUCCUCCUCCUCCUCAUCCCAAGCUCAAACCAGUCAGCCCCAAACUUUUUAAAAAUCAGUGGAAAGUGACAUUUUUUAUCAUUAUUAGGAGUAUUUACUUGACUACCACCACCAUCACCGCCACACACACACACACACACACACACACACACACACACACACACACACACACACACACACACACACACACACACACACACACGAAGUAAACCUUUCAGUAAUCACUAAGAAAUGUCAGUUUUUUUUAGAUUAUCGAAACUUCACCACCACCACCACCACCACCACCACCACCACCACCACCACUAUCCUACCCCCUAACCUAAUCCCACUUCUCUGUCUUAUGGAUAUAAAACUCAAAAAUCAACUUUUUUCCAUAAACCUACAAAAAAAUCUGUAGAAAUUGAUCUUUUCACAAUUCUCAAAGUGUCAAAAUUGAUAAAAUUCUCACUACUAUUAUUACUACUACUACUACUACUACUACUACUACUACUAUAACCUCUCCUAUCACCUCCAUAACCUGCCUCCAACCUCACACACACACACACACACCAUCUAUACAGCGAAAGACAGAGAAAUACACACACACACACACACACACACACACACACACACACUACCUAUACAACGAAAGACAGAGAAAUACACACACACACACACACACACACACACACACACACACACACACACACACACACAAUGGAUAAUUUUGAUGUUUUAGUAAAUUUCAAAUCAUAAGACUAUUUGAGAGACAGCCAAGUCAUGAAAUACAGAACAGUUCCCCAGCCUUCCCCUUCUCCCCUUCUCCCCCAACACACACACAAAGCCCUUCCCCAAAUAGUUAAACAGAGCUACCUUGACCCCAGUCCUCCCCUUCCCUCUCCUCCCUCUCCCCGAAAAAAAACCAGCUUUCUUUCCACAACUAUGAGCAAUAUUUCAAUUCUAUUAGUAUUUUUCACUGGUCUCCUCCUCUCCAGCCUCCCCCGCCUCCCCAGCCUCCCCCAGCUUCCCCAACGCACUGGUCUGCUCCUCCCCAAACAGUGACGGAUAAGAACAUAAGGAAUUUCGUUUUUCAUUAUUUAUUGUAAGAUUUUCACCUCAACAGACAACUCCAGUGGUAAAAGUCUCCUCGCCAUCCUUCCCCAACUCAAAAUAUCUAUUCCCCAAACGAAUUAGAUGGAAAAAACAUGAAUUUCUCAGCAGACUUUUAAUAUAUUUCACCACAAAAUGAUCCCCUUAUUUAUUCUCAGCUCCCCAACCUUCCUUCCCCAACACAAAAUACCUAUUCCCCAAACGAAUUAGAUGGAAAAAAGUGAAUUUCUCAGCAGACUUUUAAUAUAUUUCACCACAAAAUGACCUUAUUUAUUCUCACACCUCCCCAACCCUUCCUUCCCCCAACCUUCCCCAACACAAAAUACCUAUUCCCCAACCGAAUUAGAUGAAAAAAAACACGAAUUUCUCAGCAAACGUUUAAUAUAAUUCCCCACAAGAGAA